Venturia canescens is the source of this 1936-nucleotide messenger RNA. RefSeq names its product venom carboxylesterase-6-like. Lineage: Eukaryota; Metazoa; Arthropoda; Insecta; Hymenoptera; Ichneumonidae. The transcript is spliced from 8 exons. The coding region runs from base 83 to 1840 and encodes 585 amino acids. The record is from RefSeq and is a predicted model, not a curated record.
GAACAGUUGUAUUCUGACCGUUGACGAGAUAAGACGGCACAGAAGAAAACAGUCUGCUGUGUAUAACUAUUUUUGAAGCAGAAUGUUGACUGAUUGGGCUGGAAAAUGGAGAUCCUUCAUGUCAGUCUUGAUCAUUUUUAUUGUCACUGUUGAAAUAUCUUUCGCAGCAGUUUCACCGAUUGUGCAAAUUAAAAAUGGUACUUUGGAAGGGAUUGUUGUUAAGAGUAGAAAUGGUCGAGAGAUUGCUUCUUUCAGAGGUAUUCCUUACGCCCAACCACCUGUUGGUGAACUCAGAUUUGAGCCACCAAGGCCAUUCGACUCUUGGGCAGGUGUACGAUCAGCGCAGCAUGACGGCAAUGUAUGUCCUCAGCGUGAUUUUAUUUAUAAUCGAAAAAAUGUAAUCGGCGUUGAGGACUGUUUGUAUCUCAAUGUGUAUACUCCAAAAUCGUUCGGGAAUGACAACCAAAGCAAAAGUUACCCUGUCAUGAUUUGGUUGCACGGAGGAGCCUGGUCCAUGCAUUCGGCUCAUUCGUUGGUUUUUGGACCAGAGUUUCUCCUCGAUCAUGAAAUCGUUUUGGUUGCUUCUAAUUAUAGACUGGGGCCACUGGGCUUCCUGAGCACAGAAGAUUUCGUGUCUCCCGGAAAUCAAGGACUGAAAGAUCAGGCCCAAGCGAUCAGAUGGGUUCACGAAAAUAUAGCUGCUUUCGGUGGCGAUCCAAAUCGCGUUACAAUCUUUGGCGAAAGCGCUGGUGGAGCGAGUGUUCAUUAUCAUUUGAUCAGUCCUCUCUCUAAAGGUUUGAUUCAUCGAGCGAUUUCGCAAAGUGGCAAUGCUUGCUGUCCCUGGGCACUGUCUCUACCGGGAGUCGCCAGAAGCCACGCUGAUCGUCUCGGAAAACAUCUCAAUUGUCCGACCGAUGAUUCGAGAGUCCUUGUAGAGUGUUUAAAGAAGAAGGACCCUGCCGAUUUAGUAACCUCCGAUCAUAUUUACGAGGUGUUCGGUAGCUGCCCCUUAAUUCCAUUCAGACCUGUCGUCGAACCUGAUCAUCCAGGUGCGUUCCUUAAAGAAGAACCCGUGGAAUCGAUUAAAUCUGGAAAUGUAAUAGAUAUUCCUUGGAUGACUGGUAUAACUUCGGAGGAAGGUGCUUUGAAAGUUCCCGAUAUAUACGGAACGAAGGAUCAAGAUUACGUCAAACUACUGGAUGAAAAAUUCAUGGAACUCGCACCUAUAACCUUACUGUACGACCAUACCUGCUCUGAAAAAUUCAUGAAAAAUGUAACUGAAAGGAUUCGUCAAUUUUAUUUUGGUGAUGGAAAGAUUGACGAGUCUAAAAGAAUGGAUAUGGUCGAUAUGUACACGGACGCCUGGUUCUUUAUAGGAACUGAUAAUGCUGUUAGGGAUCACCUCAAAGCACUCAGUUCUCCAGUAUUUUAUUACUAUUUUACGUAUAAAGGAAGUUUUUCGUUGAGUGGGAUAUUUGGAGAUGCAGAAAAAGAUUAUGGAGUCGUUCACGGGGACGAGCUGCAAUAUUUGUUCCCUUUUAAAGGAGGACUUCUUCCAGAGGAAUCAAUGAAGGAAGAAGAUCGCAAAAUGGUGGAUGUGAUGACUCGUCUUUGGGUCAACUUUGCGACAUCAGGCAAUCCAACGCCGGAGAAAACCCCGGAAAUUCCAGUGAAGUGGACACCAGUAAGAACUUCCAAUCUCGAGUAUUUCCACAUUGGAGGGUCACAGCGUUUGAAAAUGGGUGCCAAUCUUCUUUCUGAAAGAGUCAAUUUUUGGUCCACCAUUCCAUAUCGUAGCAAAAUAGAAAGUGGUGCUUCUCGCACCAGAGAUGAAUUGUGAAAUUGUACACAAUUAAAAAUAGGAUAAUGAAAAGCAUUUUAUUUCGAUGGUUUUUUAUAAAAUUUUGGUCAGGAAUAAAUUCAAAUUUGCUAAAAA